Effrenium voratum is the source of this 641-nucleotide messenger RNA. The record is from the annotation of a GenBank genome assembly. NCBI's taxonomy places the organism in Eukaryota, Dinophyceae, Suessiales, Symbiodiniaceae.
AGCUGUCCGGCUCAAGAUGUGGAGGUAGCUGCCGAGCUGCGGUUCAAGGUGCCAUGCGGCACAAGAUCAUCGAUGUGGAUUGGAACAAGCAGCACCAGUGUGGUUUGGAGUGGGAGCAUCGCCAGCAGCAGCGCCACCUCCAUCGGCUGGAAGAGUACCACAGGAGCAAUGCAAAGCCUUGGGUGAAGCUGGGCGAAAGCAAGGCAGAUGCGGCGAUUACGGGCCGGCUCAGGUCAGCACAGCCUGAGCAAGUGCUGAGCAGAUGUGCCAGCGGCGCCAGUAGCAGCAGGGCGAGUGAAAGAGGACUUCCACGGACACCCUCCACCUCGCUGUCUGCCAUUUGGCAGCGUGCCUUGGCCACGCCGAGCUGUAGUUCCCGAAGCGGCUCCAGCGGUGAGCGCGCCAUGGAGCGCCUGCAGGCCAGCGAGGCCUGGCAGAGCGCCUGCGAGAAGCUGGGCCGAGAAGAGCUGCUGGAUCUGGUCGGGCAUGUGCAUGCGCAGAUCCUAGACGAGCGUCGGAAGCGCAAAGAGGUGCAGAAGCAGCUUCAAGAUCCAGGCAGCUGACGCAGCGCUCUGACCCUAUCGGCUGACCAGGCCGCCAUGCAUGGGCCGGGAAAGAAUCGCCCCAGUGUUGAGUUACUG